CAUGAACUAGGAUCACAAUUCGUGAACUGCUAAAACACAUGAAUGAUGUACAGCCGGACAUGAAAUCUGCGGAGGCGACACAGAAACAAUGCCAACCAAAUCUUGGGCAUUCCUUUCUAGUUCUUUUCCAGGCCAAUCGAUCCGCGAUUCGAAAAGCAAUUGUCGAUAUUGAUCGUGAAAAUGUUCUCUCGUCUGCCCUAAAGGCGCUAGUGGAGCAUAUUGACACCAACAAGAUAGCCACGGAGCGGGCUGAAGAGGUUUAUGAGCCAUUGCUGGAUAAGAUUCUGAAAAAGUCAGGAGAAUCAGAAAAACAGAUCUCAUUCCUAUUGUUGGACUGGAUGAUUUUAUGGUGGCCUCAUAGGGAAUUGGUAGCGCGUGCUCUGAGCAAAGAGCUAACACUUUCGGUCGAAAAAAGACGCAAGCUGGCCGUUUUGUUGGCCAUUGAGCACGCAUUACAUACACAGGACUUCUGCCCGACAAAAUCCACGAAGCGAUGCAGGAAUGACCUGAUAACAAAUAGUUCUACUCAACAACAACUGGCAGCAAAUAACGUUGGAGGUGAGCAGUUCCCCAACGGACAAUUUCUACUGGAUUGGAUUAAUCCGCUAUUGCACAUAAUCCAAAAUGACACACCAGUCAACUCCGAAGGCAACCGAUAUAUGACUCGUCUCACAAGUCUCGCUUUAGACGUGGCGAUCCAUGCAUCCAAAAUCUUUGCUGAUGAGUAUUUAAUCAAAAUUCGUGACUUGGAAGAAGAGCGCAAGAAGAACCUUGUAAUGAUUGUAGAUCCGGACGAAACACAAAAGCUCUUGCAAUCAGUCCAUGGACGCUGUUUCUUAAAAAGCAUGCAGGCCAUGCAUGAAAUCUUUACAGAGUAUCAAACUUGGAACAUAAAAAGAAAUGAAGCGGCAUCUGCAAGUCUUUUAGACACUCUGGAUAUACUGUCUAGUCUCAACAAGUGCUGGAAGUCAGGAGCAGUUGUGUCCUCAUGCCAUGCCUUCACUUCGUAUGCGCAGACAUGGAGCAUUAUUUCUUCCAUUCUCAUACAAAGGAGUAAUAGCUUGAUACCGUCAUCAUUGAUGGAUCAAGUAAAUAGAUAUGUGCAAAUGGUAUGCUGUGGCGUGUGUGAGAGUAAGCACUCACUUGUGUGGAUAUGAUAUACGUUAAAAGUUCUAAAGUCAAUAUUUUCCUCAGGAAAUCCAUCCAUAUCAAAAACUUGUCGCAAUAUGCACCACUUUCGGACUCUGUAGCCCAUCAAUUACGCUAGAUCAACUUUUUAGUGCUUUGAGGGAGCCUCUUGAGAGUGUUUUGCAUGCAUACUUUACAUGCC
Lobosporangium transversale is the source of this 1330-nucleotide messenger RNA. RefSeq lists its product as hypothetical. The record is from RefSeq and is a predicted model, not a curated record. Bases 39 to 1157 code for a protein of 372 amino acids. The transcript is spliced from 6 exons. Lineage: Eukaryota; Fungi; Mortierellomycota; Mortierellomycetes; Mortierellales; Mortierellaceae.